ACGGAUAGCGAUGGCGGCGGCGCGACGCGAGCUCGGUGCGCAGUCGGUUCCGAACUUCGAGCGGCGCGCGCGCAAACACGCGUUUCAACUGUGAAAGGCCGCAUGACUCAUACCUAACUAAACCAGUAAUGAACGAGUACGCCGAAUACGAUUGGAAACUGCAUCAGAUGCAAAAUGAACGGCUUUGUGAAGUGACUAGAAAACGACUCACAGACGGUGACAGGCAACGGGCGCUUUUGGGCCUAAAAGAGGCGGUGGAUUCGAGCCUCAACCUCGCCCUACGAGACAAAAGCCGAUGUCAAGAUGACAAUUUUUUGAGGAGAUUUUUAUACGCGCGUAAACACGACGUACAACAGAGUUUCGAGCUUUUGGUUCGUUAUCAUCAAUAUCGGCGGGAACAUGACGAGCUGUGGGCUUCGGCAGACGGGGGCGUGUUACGAGCGCUCGCCGACGGGUUGCCGGGUGUGUUGGCACAACGGGAUAGACGCGGGCGCUGUGUGCUCCUCGUGUUCGCCUCGAACUGGUCUCCUCAAGCAUGCUCAUUAAUUUCAGUCUUUAGAGCUCUGCUUCUUACCAUUGAACGCACACUGGCGGAUAUCCAGAACCAAGCCAACGGAUACGUAAUUAUAGUGGAUUGGACCGAGUUCACCUUCAAACAAUCGUGCAGUUUACAAGCUAAGGUAUUGAAAAUGAUGAUUGACUGUUUACAAGAUUGUAUGCCGGUGCGGUUUAAAAGCAUUCACUUCAUCGGACAACCUUGGUAUGUUGAGACCGCUCUCGCCGUCAUAAAACCGUAUCUCAAAGCGAAGACACGGGAACGAAUAGUUUUACACGGUAACAAUUUGUCUACUCUCCAUGACGCUUUACCUCUUGAUAUCUUACCGGCCGAACUUGGAGGCGAAGGUCCGUCAUAUAAUUCAGAGCGUUGGCUCCAAGAGUUCUGUCGAAGUGAAAACAUUCCUACGACACUUACAACACCAGUGACAGCUAUAACAGUAGAGGACGACCUUCCAUCGGCGAAGUUAAACAAAGCCUAUAUACAAAAGGACAGUGCAAACUUUUCAUAUCAUGCUAAUGAGAAAAGUGCUAAAUCGGAGUUGCUACGUGAUAAAGAUUGACCUUAUCGGAAGCAGUGUCCGUGCAUAGUUAUAUAGACAGCUCCCUUCCUGGGCACGCCACCGGAAUAUCGAUACGUUUCGCGUGGUUCGGUAUGCAUCAUGUGAUAUCAAGUGUAAUUUAUUUAUGUAUAAUACUAGAAUGCGCCUCGUAAGAAAAAUGAAGUUUAAAAUAAAUUGGAUUAUCCGUUUGUAGUUUAACGGUAAAAUGCAUUUAUAUGGGCUCGGAUUAGGACGGUUUUUCUAGUUGGUUUAGUGAGAGUAACGAAUUCACAGCAGACAUCGCGGUCGGUUUGUCUUUGUUGUGUGGUGUAAGGGAUGAGUCAGAUGCAUUGAUCGGAUGAGUGGGUGUUGAUGAGACCGGAGCAUCCUCCACGUCCGGCUGGCAUCGAUGCGCCCGCACGUAACGGUGCACGCUCUCAUUUCGACGCGCAUCCGCUCACAACGAUCGUGAGCAAUUUAAUAAUUCCGUCCAUGUUUGAAUAAUAUUAAAUGUGAAAUUAUUACAUACGACCAAACCUUAUAUAUAUUUAUUAUAGAUCGAAUACAUAAAAACAUGCUUAUCUUAUUUUAAUUGUAUUAAAUGUAGUUGUCUAAUGAUGAACUGUUAUGAUGCAAAAUAUACGAAAGCUUCACAGUAAGCAUCAACUGUAAGAUGGUACCUAAAAUUUAUGCUCUGAUGGUUUUUCAUAUGUAAGUACGUACGUAAUAAGUUGUACUACUCGAUUUGUUUUUGAAAAAUUAUCCCAUAACGGGUUUAAUCAAUUGUAAUAUUAUUCGCAAACGUCUUACGAAAUUACCUUUCAAUCAAAUAAGCAAUGAAACUUGAAACAUUCAGUGUGACAUUUGCAAACAGACAAAACAUAAAACAAUACCAAAACAUCAGUUCCAUCUAGUAUUGUAAGAAUAAAAUGAUAAUUACUUUAGAAUAUUUCAUUUAAAUUAUUAUUUUAAACUUUAAAUAAUUACUCUUAGAUGCAUUAAUCAUGAGGCUUUCUGCGCAUUUACUAUCAAAUAGUCUGUUUAAAUGCAUAUUUACGGUUUUUUGCAUAUGCGUGCUUGCGAUAAAAAAAAAAACUAGUUAAGGAAUCUAGACUGCAUAAAGCUAAAACGUUGUCUCUCAAAUGCUAACUUAUAAUGCGAUAUAAUGUUUAUUUUUCACGUUUGUGAUCUCAUAUAAUAUUAAAGAACUCGCUGUUUGGUCGUGGUUUCAUCGUAUCAAUAUUGACAAGUGAAUUUAUCGUUUUCGUUCAUUCCAAACACAAUAUUUGUCUGAAUUCCCGAGCGUCUAGAUGUAGACUUUGAAAUAAAACUAAGAUAUUGUCAUUGAAACUGUUAAUAGUAUUGUACGUGUUAACAAAGAACGCAUGUAUACUUAAAAAUUUACAGCAUAAAAAUUAACUCCAAAGUGCUCCUUACUUUAUACUUAAAUAAACAAAUAAGACUUGUUUACAUAUGAGUCGUCUAUUAACAAAGGUGGCAAUCUGUGCAUUUGGACAAAAAAAAAAUUAUUGAUAUGUCAAUACAGAUUGAUUUGAAUAUAAUCGUCUCCUUCAAAGAAUACGGUUCAAAACCUGCAUUAAAUAAAAGUUAAUACUUAACCUGUUAUUUAUCUAAGAUGUCGUUCAGAAGAUUUUUGUGACUGCCAAUGUAAUACAAAGUCAAUAAUUCGUUUUUCUGAUUUACCAAUAAUUGCCCAAAAGUCACAUUGCCGGCUUUGAUAAUAGUCGACUCAUAUAUGACUAUGUUUUUGAGAAUAUCGUUUAAUCGCCAAUUUUCCUAAUGACUAAAACGUUUUUAUUGGGUUCUGGCUUUCUCAAUUAAAUCCAUUGAUCUAUAUCAUGGAAUGUGUAGAAUUUAUAUGAGCACAUUAUUGUGAAUGAAAUCCUAAAUUAAAUGAAGUAUGUGAAGAUUAUUCGAAAUACGUUUCAACAGUAUUUACAUAAUAAAAUAUUUAAAAAAUGCUUCAUUGCUUGUACUCCUCCUGCUCUCUCUUCUCUUCUUAUAUAAUUAGACUUUUUAUUUUAGGUUACACUGUUCAUUAAUAGAUAUUUUAAAAUGACAUUGAAUGUACCUUUAAAUUUAUAUUAAAAGUACGUAUUUUACGAUAUUUGGUCAAAGAUUUUUGUUUUGUUUACGUCCUAUAAAAAUAGUUAUCGAAUAAUACGACUGAAACAGUUCAACUGAUAUUAAAAAUUACAAUAAAGUAUUGAAUAAAAAACACAA
This is a messenger RNA of Bombyx mori (domestic silkworm), 3341 nucleotides long. RefSeq names its product clavesin-1. The coding region runs from base 129 to 1118 and encodes 329 amino acids. The record is from RefSeq and is a predicted model, not a curated record. The transcript has a single exon. Lineage: Eukaryota; Metazoa; Arthropoda; Insecta; Lepidoptera; Bombycidae. Gene Ontology annotation, molecular function: phosphatidylinositol bisphosphate binding. Gene Ontology annotation, cellular component: membrane.